This is a messenger RNA of Myxocyprinus asiaticus (Chinese sucker), 5399 nucleotides long. Its product is annotated as SH3 domain and tetratricopeptide repeat-containing protein 1-like. Bases 601 to 4581 code for a protein of 1326 amino acids. Lineage: Eukaryota; Metazoa; Chordata; Actinopteri; Cypriniformes; Catostomidae. The record is from RefSeq and is a predicted model, not a curated record. Gene Ontology annotation, molecular function: protein binding. The transcript is spliced from 18 exons.
AGUCAAUCUUUGCAUUGACAUAAACUUGUCUAAGGCAUGUUCAUUAUGUUACAAAAGCCUACUAUAUUUAAAACCUAUAAUAAUAGCUUUAAACUCUCUAUUCCUACAGUCUUUAAGCCAGCCAGAGAGGAAAGGGAAACUGACACUUCCUCCGAUGUGUAUUGUUGGCCAAGUUUUUUGAGCUCAAUCACACAGACACACCUUCACAGCAAGUUAGUUUACUCUCAGAAUCAGUACAAAAAGGACCAGGGACGCUUAUUUGUUCCUUUAAACUCAUUGUUUACUCAAUAUGUGAUUAUUAACUUUCGUUUAAACUGCGUGUGCCAAGGUCACAUUUAUCUGAAACCCAAAAUACCUACUAUGUAAUGCCACCAUCUCUUUCAGCGACUCCUCCACAGGUUUGGGCUGAAUGUAGAACUGAUUCUGGAUAUACGUUAGGAAGAAAAACAGGAGACAUUUGAGUCUCAUAAUGAGGUGUUAAUCUACGCUCUUAAAAUCAGUUCCGCCACUUGUGCGUUUUUAUUUGGUGUCAGUGCGAUGAGCGCGUGAUAGAGAGAGCGCACAGGCAUCUUGAUCUGCGCUGAACUGAUCUCUGACGUGAUGUCAACCGCUACUCUUGGAAGUUCAUUCAAAACCGGGAACGGCGUGGAGUACGAUACGGACAACAGUCGGUCGAUACGUCGACAGCUUUCAACUGAGUACUCACACAGUGAAUUGGACAAUAUUAUGGACACUUCAACAAGUAGAGAUAUGGAUUCUAAAACCUCAAGAGGAAGUAUUAAAGGUACCUCAACAGCCUUAGAGGAAGACAAUAUACCAACAGUGUUGGCUAUGCAGCUGGCUGUAGUGGAGGGACCGGAUCGACUUCCUGCCGAUGAGGGCACACAGGAAGUACUGUGCAGGAAACUUUGUGUGCUGGAAGCUGACCUCACAGAGGUCACAAACCUAAUUUCUGAACUGUCAGCUCAUCUGGUAUCCAUCAACAGUGGGGAAAGAACUAUAUAUAUCACUUUUAAAACCUUUGAAGAAAUAUGGAAGUUCAGCACAUACCACAGAUUGGGUUUACUGGGUCAGUGUAUGGAAAAUCUUCUUAUGGACCAGGACUUCUGGUUAAUCUUCCUGGAUCAGGACUCAGGAAUUGAAAUCUCAAUCCAAGAAGAGCCAUUAAAUCUGAUGUAUAAAGGCUUUCUAAUGCAAGAAGGGUCCUUCUUUGGAUGCUGCACUGCAAAUCAGAUAUUCGAUAGCUCUACAUCAGGAAGGGACCUUUACGUGGAGAAGGGAGAUAUUGCCCUAUUUGAGCCUCCAUUCCUAAGAUCAGGGUGGACAGUGCUGUCCUUAGCUGAUGGAUCUAGGGGAACCAAACCAAAACCAGCCCUGGAGCCAGUCAUUCCCUUUCAUGAGUGGUUUCUAAAGUCCUGCCCGGAGAGUAUAUUAGUGGGUGGACGAAAAGACACCACUGACCUUCCAUUCCAGAUUGCAGUAGGAGUCUGUGAGACCACAGAGGAAUAUGAUGCCAACGGGCCAGAUGAACUGAGCUUCGAGGCUGGUGAACGGAUCAUCAUCCUUGGCCUGCUAGUGGCAUGUUUUGAAUGGUUUAUAGGAAAAUUGGAGAGAACUGGGGAUAUUGGACUCAUCAGGACCCACCUGGUCAAAGCAACCGAUUCCUUUUGUGAAUCAUCUGAAAUUUUCUUGAAAGACGAGGACAGGCAAAUUGUUACCUUGGAUCAGGAAAAAAUUAAAGAGGAGACUAUUACUUUAUUGAAGAGAUCAUGCCAGUGUGAUGUUGGCACAAACUACAAACUUGAUCUGGCGAAAACAAUUCCAGGAUUAGUUCAAAACAAGACUCAUCAGACAGAAACAAAUGAUCUUAAACAAAAAGUCAACCACAUUUUGAGUGAGUUAAAAGACACUCAAAGAAUUGAGGCUCCAUCAAACAGCAGCGACCACCAGACACAGAGAGAAGUCCUUGAUACAGAGGCAUCCCGAGGAACCCCACGUUUUUCUGUGUGCUCAGAGCAGGACAGCACCAGUACAGAUGAACACCAGGCUCUCCUCUCCUUCUUGAGCAGCCGUGACCACCAGCUGAAGUACCUGCUCCUUUACAGUGCUUACCCUGAAUUCCUCAUCUCUCACUUUGAGGGUCACUCCGAUGAGGAGGAUAUAGUGGCAUAUUUAGGCGCAGUCCGAGAAUUGGCACGAAAGAAACGCCUCUCAUGGGCACAGAGCCGAAUCUGUUUCCUCCUUGGGCAGCUUUGUGCAGGACGCUCAAAGUUCUCUCAGGCUCGGGUUUACUAUGAGGAAGCUUUGAAUGUACCCAAGGAUUGUUUCACAGACAUGUUUUUGCUCUCUGCCAUUUACUCCAACCUGGCACUCAUCUACCUAACACAGAAAAACCAUGAGAAAUUUUUGGCCUUGUCAGAGCGCUUUUCUGCUUUGUUGAUGGCGGUUCCUGAUUGUUUGUUUGGCUGUGAAGAUCCUGAAGUAUUAAAGUAUGUUUUGAAAAAAGCCAUCCUGGCCAAGAACAAGUCUGCAGAGGCCCGAGCAUGCUUCCUCCUGGCAAAAAUCCACCUGAAGCUCAGAGAUGGCAUGAGCGCAAUCCCAUUUAUUGAAAGGCUUCAAAUCCUUGCUGAUGAAGUUCCUGGAGCAUCUAAUGAGACAUGGAGCCAUGUUUUCCUGUUGUUAGCAAGACUCUACAGUGACCAGUGUCUGCCACGCUUGGCUGAAAGCUGUGCACGCCGAGCAUCGCUUCAGGUGGGUGCCACUGUGUCACACUGUCUUUGUGGUAUCUCGCUAUUAUUGGAAAAUGCAUCAGAGCUGUAUGGAGUUGCCAUCCCAACACAAGUGGCUCCAUACCUGACUCGUGCUGCUGCCUUAGUGCCCUCCAGCAAGGAGCCCGAGCUGGGUCAUGCCCAUGCUUUGUGUUUGUCCUGGCUCUUCCAUAGACACAACAUGCCUGACAGAGCUGUUCGCUACAUGUGCACCUUCCUUGACCACAACAGCAUGUCCAGCACUGACCAGUCAGACACUACUGCUGCUUUCAUAUGGUUGGCAUGGCUGUACAUCUGCAACCAGCAACCCAGCACAGCUCUGGAAGUUCUGGAUGCCGUGCUCUCAUCGCUCCCUGAGCAUUGUACCACUCAGCUGGAAGGUGUGGUUUACAACAUGCGUGCCAUUGCAUACAGACAUUCAGCGGACAUCCGACAAGCUGCUGAGAGUUACCGGGCUGCUAUCGAGAUUUGUGAGGAGUUUGAGGACAGGCGUAACUGGGCCAUAGCGUUGGCCAACUUCGGGUUCAUGUGUUUGCAAGUCAAGGCGAAGAGGUUGGCAGAGGAAUAUCUCACCCAAUCUGUGGAGCUGUUCUCAGAGCUUGAGGACGAAGGGCAUGAACUGAGUUUUAUUUCAGUGCUUCUUGAGUUGGGCAGACACUUCAUUUCACAGGGGCUCCAUGAGAGUGGGAAGAUCUACCAUGAAUGGGCCCUGCUGAUUGCUAUUCAUAUUGAUGACUUGGAUAGCCAGCUGCAGGCCACACGUCAGCUGUGUCACCUGUAUGAAGAAGUGUGUCCAGAUGAGGCCCAGUGUAUCAUCUACAAUGAGCACCAGCUGAACCUUCUACAGCAGACUGGAGACAAGAAUUUAGAGGGAGAAAUAUUGGAGAAGAUCAGCCAGCUGUACCUGAGCCUGGGCACUGAGAAGGCCAACAGGGCUGCUUUAGAUUACACCAAACGGAGCCUGGGCAUUUUCAUCGACUUGGGCAGAAAAAGGAAGGAGGCACAUGCCUGGCUACAAGCAGGAAAGAUUUACCACAUCCUCAAACAGACUGAGCUAGUGGAUCUCUAUGUGCAGGUAGCGCAGGACAUGGCCCUGAGCACAGGAGACACGCUCUUCACCCUGGAGCUGUUGGAGGCAGCAGGGGAUGUGUUCUUCUACAGCUCACAGGACAGGGAGAAAGCUGUCUGCUUUUACAGGGACCGUGCACUCCCCAUUGCGGUGAAGACGAGCAGUGUUCGCUCUCAACUAAGACUGUGUAAUAAGCUUUCAGAGCUUCUACUGCAGUUGAGACAGCAUUCAGAGGCCGUUGAGUUCGCUCAGACUGCAUUAGACAUUAGCGUGAGUCUGGCUGACCACUUAAAUGAGAGGGUAGCCUUCCAUCGACUCGCUACAUUGUACCAUUGUCUGGGUCAGUUUGAAAUGGCAGAGCACCAUUUCUUAAAGGCCCUAUCUCUGUGCCCCUCACCCCUGCAGUAUGAUGAAGAAACCCUGUACUAUGUCAGAGUCUACCAAACACUGGGAGACAUUAUCUUCUAUGAUCUAAAGGACCCAUUUGAUGCUGCUGGAUAUUAUCACCUGGCCUUGGCUGCUGCUAUGGAUCUGGGCAACAAGAGGUCUCAGCUACAGCUGUGCACUCGGUUGGCUACUCUCUACCACAACUUUCUCAUGGACCGUGAACUCUCACUGUACUUCUACCAGCGAGCACGGGCUUUCGCUAAUGAUCUCCACAUUCGUCGCAUCAACCUAUCUCCAGACCAGAACUUCAGAACCACGGCCCAGUACAAAAACACAAUAUCUGGGGCACCAAGAUAGAACUGGACUCUAAUUGGAUAUGACACUUUCACUGAACACUGUUUUGAUUUGACUUGUGUGAGAUUUCCUAGGUUUAUGUGUAAUUUACCAGAUCUUAUGUGUACUAGUUGAUUUAUUCACAGAAUGUCUGACCCAGUGUGACAUGGUAAUUGUUCCAGCAAGUGUUUAGUGGACUGUAAGCCAUACAACUUUCAGGCAUCACUUGCUUUGUAUUAAACCUUAAAUGCUUGCAGUUUUAAAAAAAACUUUUACAUGGUCCACUUGGCAUGAUAUCCCACUAUGGAAGUAACCAAGAUUUCUUUCUUAUUUUUCCUUUAUUUCUUUCUUAUGGAAAAGAAACAGUCGUUGAAGGUAAUCAGGAUAAUAUAUUAGGUUUGGCGUUAUGAUCUGUUACGUGUUAUUACUUUUGGAUGGCACAUGCAAUUUACCCCCUGAAGAGUGGUCAGUGAACACGAUUUUACCUCAACAAGGGCUUUUCUGUUUGUACUAAGUGCAGAAAAUGACAGGCGUUGUAGAUUUAAAUAAACAUGUUCACGGCUGGUGAAAUAAAUGACUUGACACAAGCCCUCACAGCUCAUUCAAAACAAACCCAGCAGUUCUUCAGGGUCUACUGCUUUGGUGGCAUUCAAAGAUAUGUGCAAAAAUGAGACCAUGUCACCACUGGUCACCCAUAAAAGUGUUUAUACUAAAGACAUGCCCAUAUAAUAAGAUUUAAUUGCUUAACAACAGAAAGUUGCACACUUUGAAUGCUUAAGACAAUAGUAAUACAAUAACAGGAUUCUUUAUUUCUUUAUCCUAAUAAAAGUCUGUUUUCAUCA